Molecule: messenger RNA, 549 nt
Organism: Homarus americanus (American lobster)
Lineage: Eukaryota; Metazoa; Arthropoda; Malacostraca; Decapoda; Nephropidae
Product: C4b-binding protein alpha chain-like
Exons: 4
Coding region: 108-515 (135 amino acids)
Source: RefSeq, a predicted model, not a curated record
UUUCAGAACUGUGUCCCGUACCCCCGGAAGUUAUGCACACUGUCCAGAAACGUGCGUGGCUUUGUAAGUGCCCAGGGAGUCGUCCCCGGCACUACAGUUGAAUAUCGAUGUCGUGCUGGCUACAGGAAUAUUUUGGCUCCAGUGUGGCUCACACACUCACCUGCCAUGAGGGACAGUGGCAUGGAACUUCUCCUGAAUGUAAGGAAUUCAGCAGCUGUGUCGCCCCACCAAACAUUGCACACGGCUUCAUGUAUGAUGGGGCAUCAUCUUAUCCUCUACAAUCACAGGUGUACUAUUCAUGUGAGCCUGAGUAUCGGCUAGUUGGCCCAUCUGUGUUGACAUGUGAGGACUCUGGGUGUUGGACCCCAAGGAUGCCUCCUGUCUGUCAUCUCACUCAUCAGUAUGAAGAUGAAAUGCAGACUGAGAAAUCAGUGCUUGACAUGCACACCAUCCUUGUGGCAACCACCGGCAGUGUCAUCGGUAUUUUGCUGAUUGUUCUCGCUCUCAUACGUUAGUACUGUAUACUUGGGUUUUAUAAUUUGUUGUUGU